AUGUGUUACUGGAAGCAUCAGAUUGUUCCCGAUGAAGCAAGUAAAGAAGACAUUAACUUGUCGGAGAGUGAAAAAUUUUCUUGUAACCUAGCAACAAUACUGGCAAGAGACAGAGAAGUAGUGGCAGUAAACUUGAAAAUUUUAUCCAACAAUUAUAAAGUUUACAUCGCUAAGAACAGUGCUUGGUCUGAAAAUGAUCGUAAAUAUAUUUACGAAAUCAAAGAAUACCUGGAGCUUGAUUAUAGAUUGGACAAACUUAAGAACGAUAUAAUCUAUAGUAAAAACAAAUCACAUAUUAAAUCUUUCUUAGAAUUUGCUAAAAUUAACGUUGUUAAUAUAGAUAAGGCGGGAUCCUAUGUUGGAUCUUUGAUGGAUAUCACAGAUUGCAUCCUAUUAUGGCCGAUCAAAGAUUUUAUUCCUGCUCAAUACGAAGAUUUUAAGAAAGCAUGCUUGGAAGAUGAAGAAGUAAGAAUUGAAUGUAUUGAUCAAAAUAAUGGACCAGGACAAGAAAAAUGGAAACUUCCCGAUACCUUCAAGAAAGAAUUUGUGUCAAAUACUCUAUUUGACCUUGAUCAGAUCAUAGAGAGUGGAAUAGAACACUUCAAUAGUAUGAUUUCUAGUGAUGGCGAAAGUGUGAUCAAUAUUUUAAUGAUCGAUAAUAUUGAAUUUUCAGAUGACUUUAAUAAGGAUAAUUUUUAUUAA
Messenger RNA from Diversispora eburnea, 702 nucleotides. The record is from the annotation of a GenBank genome assembly. NCBI's taxonomy places the organism in Eukaryota, Fungi, Glomeromycota, Glomeromycetes, Diversisporales, Diversisporaceae.